GUCACGCGGGAAAAAAACUCGCUUGUGGCGGCGCGUGUCGCAGUAAAACUUAGCUAUUAAUAAUAAAUUGGCCGCGACUCUGAGCUUCCGAGUCUUCGCAUUAAGUAAGCGACUCAUCGCCACGUAGGCUUUCUUCUUCGUCUUCGAGAAUCUCUCAAGGGAGUCCUAAAAAGAUAUUAACCCACACAGAAGAAGAAUGAGCUUUGCGUGCCUCGUGUGUCACAGUGUAGAGAGCCCGUCCCACUCCUUUAGAAGCUACUCCGUGUCUAGCUCUGACAAUGAAGGAAGAUGCUCUGUGAUUGCUAGCUGCCUCACUAGGAAAUCACUCAUUCAAGCUGCAAGAUCAAACACUUUCCCUGCUUCAUCCUCGAAGGUAACCCCGCAACCCAAUAUCCAGGCAGGUGAUGUGAUGAUAACACUAGGAGCCUCGCCAAGGUUAGUGCGGAGCCGUGCAGGGAGAAGAGACUGGAACUUCAACGAAAUCGAGGCAGAGAUUUAAAAAAUUAAGUCUGACUCUCUUCUCUUUAGACUAGUGUUAGUUUGUUAAUCUCUAGCACAGCUCAAUGUUCAUCCUCAGGAGAUCCUUACCAGUCUUCUGAGUUCUGUUCAAACGAUUUAUCACUUGUCAAAUUUUGUACUCGUCUCACUACUUCUUUAUAAACCAAUAAAUCUAUAAAAUUAUCUUUUCA
Eruca vesicaria subsp. sativa (arugula) is the source of this 689-nucleotide messenger RNA. The record is from the annotation of a GenBank genome assembly. Lineage: Eukaryota; Viridiplantae; Streptophyta; Magnoliopsida; Brassicales; Brassicaceae.